CGUCCAGUGAUGAAGGCAUAUAUAGCGACUCUCGUUGCCCUGCUUAUCAGCUUGGCGAAGGGCCAACGAGGAAAUACUAAUCAGAUACCAUGCGGCAUCAUAAAGCCUCCAUACGGAGGUAAUCAACCGGGCCAAUAUCCUUGGGUUAUUGCUGUGUUGGACCAGCGUGAUUGGCUGAUCCGAUAUAUUGGAUCGGGCUCCCUGAUCGCCCCCAAUGUUGCCCUAACUGCCGCCCACGUCGUUAAUGAAACCACCGAAUUCGAUCUGCUGGUGCGGGCUGGCGAAUGGAAUGUUACCACCAUGAAGGAACAGCAGCACGUGGAUCUUGACGUCUCGAAGAUAAUUAUUCACGAGGGGUUCAACAGGUUCAACGACGAAAAUGACAUAGCCCUGCUUAUUCUUAGAUCCGAAUUCAAGAUGAGACCCAAUGGACCCAUUGGUCUCAUUUGCUUGCCCACACAGUACUCCUAUGCAAACUGCUUCUUCAACGGCUGGGGAAAACAGGACUGGGACUCGGAGGAAUACUCUUCCACUCUCAAAAAGGUCGAUGUAACCCUAAGACCUAACUAUGAAUGUCAACGACCAGGCCAACAGCUGACCAGCAGUAAAAUGUGUGGAUAUGUUUUUCAGGGUAAGGACAGCAGGGGCGACGACGGUGCUCCCCUGGUUUGUCAAUCAAAUGGUCGAAUGGAGCAGUUUGGAAUUCUUGUCUCGGAAAAGCGCCAGACUCGCGACCAAAGUUUCACCGUUUAUACGAAUAUUCCCAGCUUUAUGAGUUGGAUCAAUCGCAUCCUUAAAUUGAAUUCAAAUUAAUUUUAUCGAAAUAAUGAACGUUUAAUUUAAAAACAAAACAAAGUCCACGGCAUUAAGUAAAUUUUAUAAUUUUUCGACUCUUUGGAAAUUUCAGUGACUCAAUUUCGGUGAAAAAAUAUUGUGCAAAAGUUUAA
Molecule: messenger RNA, 947 nt
Organism: Drosophila ficusphila
Lineage: Eukaryota; Metazoa; Arthropoda; Insecta; Diptera; Drosophilidae
Product: serine protease 55
Exons: 2
Coding region: 10-813 (267 amino acids)
Biological process (GO): proteolysis
Molecular function (GO): serine-type endopeptidase activity
Source: RefSeq, a predicted model, not a curated record